Molecule: messenger RNA, 726 nt
Organism: Dentiscutata heterogama
Lineage: Eukaryota; Fungi; Glomeromycota; Glomeromycetes; Diversisporales; Gigasporaceae
Source: the annotation of a GenBank genome assembly
AUGUCAAGCAAAAGUGAGAAUUCAAAUUUUAUUGACAUGGUCUACAAUCAUGACUGGUCUUCGACUCCGCUUGGUCCUAUGGAUACUUGGGAUCCUGCCCUCAGAAAUGUUGCGAAUUUAUGUCUAAGAACUGAGUUUCCUAUGAGUAUCUAUAUCGAUCCUCCAAAUUGGUUAUUGUUUUAUAAUAAAGCUUAUGCUCCAAUAUUAAAAGCAAAACAUCCCGCAUUAGGAAGGCCAAUUAAAGAUAUUUGGCCUGAAAUAUUUGAGAUUCGUAUGAGUUUAGAAUUUAAUGGUGUAAUAACAACCGGCCAAGGUUAUUUCGGACACGAUCAACAUUGCAUAUUACAACGUGAUGGAUACGAUGAAGAUGCUUACUUUACCUAUACAUAUAGUCCAGUUUUUAAAUCCGAUGGUACAAUCUGUGCUAUAUGGUGUCUAUCACAAGAAACUACUCAAAAAGUUUUAAAUACUCGAAGACUUAAAUUACUUGAAGAUUUUGGUCAUCUAACCUCUAAUAUUGAGUCCUUAGAAAGUGCUUGCCAUAUUAUAACAAAAACAUUAAGAAACAAUAAAGAUAUUCCUUAUACACUUAUUUACUUUGUAAACCAUAAAUUAAAUACUAGUUCUGAAUCUUCAAUCGCUCAUCUAAUCGCUACGACUUUUGAUGAUGACGAUAAAGAAAAAAGACUUAUUCCUGAUCAUUUACCAAAAACCCAUGAAAAUUAA